Acanthaster planci (crown-of-thorns starfish) is the source of this 3156-nucleotide messenger RNA. RefSeq names its product NOP2/Sun RNA methyltransferase 6 (gene nsun6). Gene Ontology annotation, molecular function: RNA binding; RNA methyltransferase activity. The record is from RefSeq and is a predicted model, not a curated record. Lineage: Eukaryota; Metazoa; Echinodermata; Asteroidea; Valvatida; Acanthasteridae. Gene Ontology annotation, biological process: RNA methylation.
CUGACUCUUUGCACAGAUGAUUAUACCUACGUAGCGGAGUGGGAUCUCUAUUUUCAAGAUUUCGCAGUGUUGUACGCGUACCGUGUAUCGAUACUGUAGAGCAGCAAAGCCGGGAGGCAAUUAAACGAGUUUUAUGAUCAAUGAUGGGUUCAGUAACGCUACCGAAGGUUACAUUUCAACCAUAUGUGGAAGAACUGUUAGAAAAAAGUUAUUUGAAUGAAAAGGCUAUAUCCCAGGUUGGUGACGAAGUAUGCAAGCAGAGAUGGAAUAGUCUGUUGACUGCAUUGAGUUAUCCGCCAGCAUACACUGUACUUAGAGUCAAUACACUACACCACAGCAAGGAAGAUACCAAACAGCAACUUAGUCAAGCUCUGUAUCAGCAAUUCAGUGUUAAACAGAGAUUACCUGCUGAAGUGAGUGAUCAUCCCUGCUUAGAUGACACAUUGAUCAUAACUUCCGGCAGUUUACCUGGUACCAAUGAGGUACCAGUGUCUCCGUGCUCCAAGCAAGUUAUAGUGGAUCAGCAAUGUGGCUUGGCUGUGUUGAGAGGAGCAGAUAUCUUUGCUCCUGGAGUAUUAGCAGCUUUACCUGACAUGGUAAAAGGAGACAAAGUGUCUGUUUAUGUUGAUGUAAAUGGCUCAUGUCGACGAGGAUUGACCAAACCAUUUGAAGGGGAGAAGGUGUUCCUAGGCAAUGGAGAUGUGGUAUUGGGGAGGAGAGAACUGUUUGUUACCACUUGUGUACCCAGAGGAGUUGCCGUGAGGAUGACGGAGCCAAUCUGCGACUGUCCAUCGCUGAAUGGCGUUCUGACUGACAGACUGUUCUUACAGAAUCUACCUUCCAUUGUAGUGGGUCAUGUGGUCAGUCCUGCUGUAGGCAGCAGAGUGUUAGACAUGUGUGCUGCACCAGGGGGAAAGACAACACACUUGGCAACUUUAAUGAAGGACCAAGGAGUGGUUAUUGCCCUGGAUAAAUCAACAAAUAAAAUCCGCAAAGUUGAGGAAAAUGCAAAGAGGUUAGGGCUGAGCUGUAUACAUGCCUACUCAUAUGAUUCUACGAAAGCAUGCAGCAGAGAUAUGAAGAUGCUUAUGCAUGAUGCAGAUGUAAAUGCCCCACCGUACCCACCUGGAACAUUUGAUUGUGUUUUGUUGGAUGCACCAUGCAGUGGCUUAGGGCAGCGGCCCCAGAUAAGCAACCAACUACAACUCAGUGAGCUCAAGUCUUAUCCUGCUUAUCAGCGUAUGUUCUUCAGUACUGCUGUUGAAUUAUUGAAACCAGGAGGGACACUUGUGUACAGCACAUGCACAGUCACACUGGCAGAAAAUGAAGCAAUGGUGGAUUGGGCCCUUAGUGCAUAUCCUCAACUUGAAUUAUCUCAUCAGAUUCCUCAUCUUGGUGGAGUUGGUUUGGAAGGCACCAACCUUGAUGUUGACCAGCUAAGUAAGCUGCAGCGGUUUCAUCCCGUAUCAUCGUACCUGUCGGCCUCUCCUACCCACUGCGAUCUUGACACCAUUGGUUUCUUUAUUGCCAAAUUUCUCAAAUGUGCAGAGUGUGAACAUGUGUGAGAAAUUGUUCAUUUGAGCAAAGAAAUAGAUGUAAACCGAAUCACGUGAGAGAAGUGAUUAAAUUUAAUUCUUUUACUGAUGAAAAAGAAACUUGUUGCAUCUCUGGUUGUUUUAUCAGUCCUGAUGAAUCUGUGAGCAUGUCUAACUCUUUAGUAUUUGGCCUGUGGUGUAAUAAUCCGCAGCCUCUGUUUUGUGUUGUUGCUUUCAUUGGGCUUUGUUGCUUUCAUGUUGGCACUGUGUGUGAUUGUGUUAAUACUCAAUGCAGUAGUUAGUUGUAAUUAUCAUUCUGAAGGAAAACCAUUAGGAGAGGGAGAGUAAGAUCUUACAUAAGCCACCGUGACAUAUAAUAGAUGGAUCCAUAACCAAUAGCCACACUGCAGGCAACACAUGCUCAACCACAUGCCAGAUGUUUGUUGGACAUGACCACAUAGAACUGCAUUGAAUUACUCAAGUAUUCGAAUGCAAAAUUAAUAAAAAGGAAAGAGGGAUUUUCUUGUUUUAAAUAAGAAAAAUUGCACAAUGGAGGUUUCAGCAUAUUGAAAUGAAAAGCAACAGCAUAAUAUGGCCUACGAUGCAAAAAGUAGAUUCAUUAAAGAAAUUUAAAAGAAAUAGAAACUUUCCACAGGGCAAGAAGUAUUCUCCAAUUUUGCUUAAUCAUGGCUGGAAAUAGUCCUUGAAGUGAGUAGCUCUUAUAGUGAUGAUAAUGUACAAUUGAGUGCAUUAUUGAUACUGAUUUCGUAAAUGGUUUGCAGUGUGACCGAAUAUCUGGACAUUUGAUCAAAUUGAAGGUCGAAUAUUCAAAUAAUGAAUUAUUCGAAUGACAGCCCCAGUUGAACGGAUUGUAACUCAAGUGAAAUUUUGUUGCAAAGUUGUCGUGAUGUUAAAUUCAAUUUGCUUUCCUAUUUGCCUGAAGUAUGAACUGGUCUUUAAAUGAACAAGUUUAAGAAGCAAAUCCUGCAGAUGAUUUGAUUGACAAUCUUUUAUUAUCAGUGAGGUUAAAUAUGAAUCACCUUUUUUCUGUUACUUUUUUUGUAAAUAGUAAAAAAGUAUUUAAAUUCAGGUUAGGUUAGUAAAAGGCACUGUCUAGUGCAUUCCACUCAAGUGAGACACUCUCGUUUCACAUUUUAUGCUCAGGUUUUUAAACCCAAAGGCAUUUGCUGUUCAGUAGAUGUACAUAUGCAACAUGUGUGCACUCUUAGAGCAGGUGCCAUCCGGUUAAACAGAUGCAUUAUGCAUGAUAUGCAACACCCGCACAGUGCUACACGUGUGUGAACCAGUCAGUACAAACUGAGCAGCGUCAAUAAAGUUCAUUGAAUUUUCUGGGGAGUUGAGCAAAUGGACUGGACCAUGCUUGGGAUCCAGAUGCUGUGUGUGUGACCGCCCUCUGUUGGUGGAUAAUACACUGUCAUUGUGCACAGGCUAGGAACACAGUCCAGGAAGUGGACUAAGUUUCUUCACGCAAAUAAAUGAGGAGUUGGCACUCAAUUCAAGAUAGCUGUAUGGACCUGACAAUUUGAUAGAUCCAAGUUAAAGUGACCAUGUACUUGUAUAAAAUAAAAUAAAACAUUUUGUGUUCUCUGUCAUGAAAUCA